Messenger RNA from Exophiala dermatitidis NIH/UT8656, 2180 nucleotides. RefSeq lists its product as uncharacterized. The record is from RefSeq and is a predicted model, not a curated record. Gene Ontology annotation, molecular function: oxidoreductase activity. The transcript is spliced from 3 exons. NCBI's taxonomy places the organism in Eukaryota, Fungi, Ascomycota, Eurotiomycetes, Chaetothyriales, Herpotrichiellaceae. The coding region runs from base 865 to 1647 and encodes 260 amino acids.
GACUUGUGGCUGCGGUGUUCCCAAAAAUAUAUUUAUUCCCUGCUGGGCGACUACGUAUGCUCGGCUCUUCAGCCUCCCCCUGCCGGGAUGCGCUUGCGCCUUGAUACCGCUACUCCUCCGCCCUGAGCCGGUUUCAGCUGCAGCGCAGUACUAAAAGUGGUGGCAUUGGAGCCGUUCCAGUUCCGCUUUUUGAGACAAAUCCACUCCAUCAGAUCGCCGCUUCUAAGUUUCAGGUUCAGGUUGACGGCCCGGUUUCCUUCUCUGAAACCGAUCCUGCAAUCCCGGGACCGAGACAAAUGCAGGAAUGAAAUCAGAUUCCGUGCUUAUGAGCUACAUAUGAGGUGGUUGAUGCUGCCGCAUGCUUCAUCCCUAUCUUAUGCCUACAACAGGUGACCACGCCUUCGAACGCGCUUACAAAACUGUUGAUGAGACGUUGUCGCCAGUGAUGAUCUUCCUGCGCACAUUCUGACAGGUUUAACGCUGCUUGUGCUGUCUCAAGUUGGUACUAUUUACCUAGGUACACACGAUGAUCCGGCACCUCUCCAAAAGCCGAAGUGCACAAGCGUCGGUCUGGUGGCAUCGGCAGCGUGUUUUCAACCGCUCCGCGCGAGUAACUCACCCACACGCCAGUCGUGAUGUCAUGUUUAGGCGCUGUAUGGAGUCAGAGAAGCACUGAUACAGGUAGGUACGGUGCUUCACUUAGCUGCCGACCCGGGGUGCUGAAUUGGAGUUACCCCGUUCCAAUAGGUAGUGUCACCACAGUAUAAGCAACCCAACAGCCUUUAUAGCAGGUGUUUCUCAACAUUCAACUCUCACUCACCCAUCCCACAGCGCGAGUCCUCCAAACGAAAGAAUACAAUCAAUAUGCCGUUUCCGUAUAAAAAGGUGGUCGUAACCGGGGCGACAAGUGGUAUCGGCGAGGCGCUCGCUAGGAAAUUGGUUGACGACGGGUCUGUUGUCAUUGCGGUAGGCCGUCGCAAAGAGAAUUUGGAUAAGCUGGUGCAGGAAUAUGGGCAUGACAAAGUCCAAGGGAUCCAGUUUGAUAUCACACAACUAAAAUCAAUCCCUCACUUCGCAACCAACAUUAUCAAUACUCACCCAGAUCUUGACUGCAUCAUCCUGAAUGCCGGAAUUCAGAGACGAUCCGAUUUCAGUGACCCGGAUACCGUCGACAUCGACGUCCUUGAACUCGAGUUCAGGACCAACUAUCUUUCCCAGCUUGCGUUGACCAAGGCAUUCCUUCCGCACUUCCAGAAGAAAGAUGGUCAGUCUGCCUUGAUAUAUGUAACGUCUGGACUAGCACUUGUUCCCAUCGUUCGGUGCCCCAAUUACUGUGCGGCCAAGGCCGGGCUUCACCAAUUCAUCCUCUGUCUGCGAGAGCAAUUGAAGGGUUCGCGUACCAAGGUGGUGGAAUUGUUCCCUCCCGCGGUGCAGACAGAGCUUCACGAUGGAAAACAUCAGCCAGACAUCAAAAACGGAAGGGCAAUCGGGAUGCCGCUUGACGAGUUCACGAAUCAGGCGUAUGCUGGACUGGCCAGUGGAUCUGAGCAGGUGCCCGUUGGGACGGCGAAGCAGGCAUUUGACGCUUUCGAAGUCAAACGGCAGGAGAUCUUUGCACAAAUGGUGCAAGCGAUGCGCGGGAUGUGAUCGACCUAGGCAGUUGGUCCUGACCAGCCUUAUCCAGCUUGACACGAGCCUUGCAGACUGUGUGACUUUCAGCCACCACGCCAGCCUUGCAACUUCGAAUUCAAACCUAGCAGGAGCCAUUUGUCAGGCACUUGAUGUAGGUACCAGAUACCUCACCAAUGAUGGCAUUCAAGGCCUUUGUCCGCCGACCGCAUCAGGCCCCUGCUGACACAGCGGCUGACGCGCGGGAUUAUCUAAGUUAUAGGAUGCCGUAUUCCUACCUGAUGCUGGAGUCUGGCUGCGGUGGAUGGCAUAUGUUGAAAGCAGUGCCAGGAACAGAAAGAUCUGGGCGCGAUUCCACAAAGCUGUCCAGACUGAAGGGCCAGGACUCAAGGUAAUUACCCAAAAGAUAGGCACCCUCCAAGGUUGGAUGAUGGGCAUAGGGGUCUUAUGUCUCCUUGUCACCAGGACAUGUCAAUAUCUGGACAAACAAUAUAACUCGUUUCCCCUGUAAUGGACAAAUUCACCUUUCGCAGCCUUAGCCUGGACAUAGU